This is a messenger RNA of Pieris brassicae (large cabbage white), 1648 nucleotides long. RefSeq lists its product as uncharacterized. The record is from RefSeq and is a predicted model, not a curated record. NCBI's taxonomy places the organism in Eukaryota, Metazoa, Arthropoda, Insecta, Lepidoptera, Pieridae. The transcript has 7 exons. Bases 2 to 808 code for a protein of 268 amino acids.
CAUGGCUGAAACACGCCGUGGUUACAUAUUUGGUGCAUUCCUGUCAGGAGUUUUGUGUGUUCUAUUAAUUGUUGUGGCCAUCGCCAGCGAAGGAUGGGUGGUUUCAAGCGCAAGUACUACCGACCAGUACAAAGACAGUACAUUACAAUACGGUCUGUUCCAAGGGGAGUUGGUUCUGAAUCUGCUAGUGACACCAUCACACAACAAGCUCUAUAUGACAUGUGUAUCUGACGUGAACGCGUGCGCAGUUAGUUGCAAGACUGAGGCCCAAGCAAGAGAAGAAGAAGUGCGCGCUCUUUCCAAAGGCUACAGACCGAACCAGGCAUGUGUGUCUGUAACCACUGUCGAUACAAGCAAUCCACUUGAGACCCCACCAGUAAUAGCGUACAGUUUGUACAUAAGUCUGGUCACGUUGUUGAUCGCGCAUGUAGCCGUAGCCUCGUGUGCGGCGGGACUAGCUAUUCUCAAUGCGACCAAGAAUCCUACUGAACCUAUAUUUGGGUUGCCAGGAUGUUUAUGGAGCAAUGUGGCAGCGGCUAUCGUCGGUGUGACUUUCCUACUGUUCUUUGGUGUCUACUGGGCUGUGUCUGGUUGGAAUGACCACCUUGCCUUCUCUUAUACAGCACUGGGCUUGUUGAGGCCCUCACCACACCUUGGGUUUUCAUAUUGGCUGUUACUCGGGUCAUGUCUAUGCUCUCUGGGAAAUGUGGCCCUUCUCUGGACGCGCAGUUACUUACUUGAGCGAGAUCCACCACCACCUACCAUUAAGCUUGAAAAUCAUUCAGACGGAACUGUUUUCCUUUACUGAUUUAAAAUAAAUCAAUAACAAUUUACAGGCACAACUAUUUAUUCAUUUUAAAACGACAUCAAUUUUCCUGCAUUCGUUUCAAUCGUUUUACUACUUAACAUUUGCCAAGUUAAUAUUAUUAUUAUCCGUAGAGAAUUUUGUAUUUUGUUUCCAAUAUGUUAAAGUAAAGUAAGACUAAAGACCACUUUAUUCUAUUAUAAUAGUCCAUAUAAUCCUGUUUUGUAUUGUUUCACGAAUAUCGAAAUUUAAAUAAAGUCGUUAAAUAUUUAGGAAUACUCAAAGGAGGCAAUUUUAUACUAUUUAUUACGAUACAGAUCAUUAAAAUCAAAUAAUAAUUCGACAAUUGAGUUUUAAUUUUUAAUUUAAAUACGAUUUAUGAUUAGAAAUGACCUACAAGUAUAAAUAUCAAAUUUAUUAUAUUGUACGGGCCUAUCUUUACAGACAUUGAUAAUUCAGAAUUUAGGUCGCAUAUUUGCUGUGAUUUGUUCAUAUAUUUUAACAAUGAUUAAGUUGAUUUCUAAUAGAUUGGGACGUUUUUGAGUAUUUGUAAAUUAAUUAGGAUAUUUUAGUCAUGAAAACUAAUAAUAUAACUUCAAAAUCACUAUUAGCAGGAAAUAGUAUUAUAAAUAAAAUAAUGCAAUUUAAUAACCUUGUGAAUUUUUUAUUUCGUUUUAUUAAUAAAUUAGCGCAAUGAUAGCACGACAAUUAAGAUAUUAUUGCAUACUAUAUAAAGAGUUAAAAUAAAUUGUAAAGCAUACGUGUGGUUUUCAACGUUAAGUUCCUCCUAAGGACAAUGUAUGUAUUUGUUUUUAAUAAAAAAUGUAAAUAUAUUUAAGUUUA